CCUUUUGUUGGGCGAGCGCCAUGGUGCGCCCGCCUUUGACGUGAAGUUCGUGAGGACGUGAGUAAGGGAGACUAGGUAGUACGAAGAGGCUAAUUAUGUGGAGAAGAAGUCGUAGCGAGGGUCUUGCCGAGUACAGAGGGAUGGCAGACCAAGGAAAUGUUGCAGACCCAGACAACGAGAGAGUGGCCGCUCCUCCAGCAAGGACGGAGCUCCCGAUGUCAGAGAAAGACCGUAUGAAACUGUUAAUUGCUAAAUGCUAUGAAGACGGGAUUAUUCCAGAGAAAUUCUGCCACGGGGAAUGGAUUGUGGAAGGGGGAGUUCGCCUGUUCAAGGUAAACCCUAGGUUGGACACCUUGGUCACCGCCUGGUUAAAGGAAAGAACUGUUACCGUAAUUUUCCAAGGAGAGGCUAGGGACUUGCCGCUUCGGAUUAAAGAAGACUUGAUAAGGGCAUAUGAGAACGGCUGGUAUAGAGAGAGGGUGUUUGACCAUUCAAUCAAGAGGGGAAGGAUUCACGGCGAAGGUCCAAAUGUCCUUUCAUACGUAGCGAAGGCAAGUGAAGUGGCGAGGUGGAUGAUUGUUAAAGGAGAAGAUAAGGUAGUAAUUCGAGGGAUUGAGUAUGCCAUGGUUUUCAAACCAUGGAUGACGAAAGCGGAGUUGGAAGAGAGGCGAAGAGCAGAGGAUGCAACCAAGUUUUGGGUGAUGGCCUUGAGAGUGCCGCUCCGAGUGAUGUUUCAUGUGGAAAGUAUGAUGGCGCUCUUCCGGUGGAUGGAAGCAUGGUCAUUAGAGGAUGUUUUCAGAACGAUGAACCCAGUGUCCCCGGGUUAUACCUGGUUCGGGACGGCAAGUCCUGCAGCAGGAGUGAAAAGGCGCCUGGAUUACUUCUUGGUCUCUGAUCACCUGGCGAAGGCAGUUUUGUCCUCUCAUGAGGAAACCGAGUCCCUAUCUGAUCACAAACCGGUGUUCAUUGUAGUUCGCACAUCAGAGGAUUUGGCACGAGGUCCUGGAUGCUUCAGACUCAACAAGUUGGUGUUAGAGGAGGAAGGAAUAAAAGAAUGGACGGAACUCUUCUUGGAGCAAUGGAAGCAAGCAACGGAACUGUUCGAUUCUAAGGCAGAUUGGAUGGACGCAGGUCUUCGCAUCAUUUCCCAGAGACUGGACACCUACUCAAGAAUAGCAACGGAUGACCUUCCCAUCUCAGCAGACGCCAAGACAGGGAACUACGGAAUGAGAUGGAUCCAACGGGGGGUGGCUACGGUGGCGGACUUGUGGGAUUAUCUGAGUAACUCCUCGGUGUCAGACGACCAGCUCAAGGAAAAAUUGGGCCAACUGCCAUAUCUGGAAGCCAGAUUGCUGGAACUCAGGAACAGUAUCCCAGUCGACUGGGUAACACUCAUGGGUCCAGAGGGGGUUAAACCGGUCGACUCGUGGUACGCAGAAAAGCAAUGUGGGACCACGAUUUUCUACAGGUUACAGGAAUGGUUUGAUGAUGGAUUGGGCAAAUGCUGGUUGGAAGAGUACAGGUCAUUGCUGCCGAAUCUUCCGGAGAUAGUUCUCUCAGGGAUCAGUUGGAGAUAUGGUCUGAAUGGACUGGAGGAGAUUAGGGUACAUCGUCUUCCACCAAGGUCCCUGGGAGAACCGGACGUGCUUGUGGUCGUGGCUGAGGCAGUCUCAUUACGGGAGAUGAAGAUAGACCCGGACACAUGGGGCUGGCAACUAGACAACGAACCUAUCUGGGGCUUGAGUAACUUAUCUUCCACUCUGGUCCUCACAAUUCGCAGCAAGCUGCCACAUGCCAGCGAGAUCAUUGCAGACAGGUGGCAGCGGCAAUGUCCGGAGAUACAGCCUCCUUCGGAUAAGGAGCUCUCCGCGUUGUGGUCACAACUGAAGGUGGUUCCGUCUCAGAAGUUGGCUUCCUUGGCUUGGCUCCAAUCUCAUCUGGCUGUCCCCACGGCCAAAUGGCUCCAGGAUCGUCAGAUAGAGGUAAACACUCAAUGUGACAGAUGCUUAAACGCCACAGAGUCAAUGCAACAUCUGUGGUGGGAAUGGACACGGUGUGUCUUGGCUGCAGAAUUCAUCACCUAUGCCAUCAACAUUAUCAAUCUAUUGCAGCCGCCGCCAUCUGUGCCAAAGGGUGUUGCCGUACAUUUCCUCAUUGUACACAUCCUUAUCACCCAGAUCUUCAUUCUCUUUUGUGCUCAAGGACGCUAUCAGGACUGCAUGAUGCCGCACUAUGAUGAACGUCCUGAUGUUUUUUUGACACAUGUGGACAGCAUGUCCUUUGUCAGGACUGUUUUGAUGGGAUGGUCCAUGCUAGCCGUCCUGCUGAAUGCUGUGCUGAAGUAGCUCUCCUUGGAUAUCCUUGUGAACAUCCACAUCAUCCUCAACAUGCUUGUUCUAUCUGCCAGGGUGGGGGCUCCUCUUCCUGACUCGUCAAUAGAGUCAAGUGAUAAGGAGCAACACUAAUUGCAGGAUAGAUAAAGCUUUCGAUACUACCAACAGAUGUGGAAUUGAAGAAAGAAGAAAUAAAAAAUUGAUAAAACAAAAAGAAAAAAAGAAAGAAGAGAACAAAUUUUUGAAGAAAAG
This is a messenger RNA of Chara braunii, 2585 nucleotides long. NCBI's taxonomy places the organism in Eukaryota, Viridiplantae, Streptophyta, Charophyceae, Charales, Characeae. The record is from the annotation of a GenBank genome assembly.